AUACCGAACAGACAUCCGUGUCCACUCCUGGAUUUUAUUGCCUGGUUUCUCAUGACCUCUCCAUCAUCCUCACAACUCUCAUGUUUGGAAAGUCUGGUCAGUUUUUGUUUUUCUAAAAGAAAGAGGUAGAUUUAUUUGAUUGAGCGGUGCCGGCCGGCUGAGACGCUUAUUGUGGCACAGACAAUAAGUGGCAGCGAUCAGAUCUCUGCAAAAGACACAAGAUGACGGAGGGUCGUCUGUGUCAGAUCCACCUCCUUGAUGGCAGGAAGCUGGAGCUGCUGGUUCAGCCCAAGCUGUUGUCCCUUGAGCUGUUAGAUUUGGUUGCAUCCCAUUUCAACUUGAAGGAGAAAGAAUACUUUGGAUUGUCCUUCAUAGAUGACACUGGCCAGAAUAACUGGCUCAAGAUGGAUCGUAAAGUCCUUGAUCAUGAUUUCUCCAAGACCUUUGGGCCUCUGGAACUCAAGUUUCUUGUGAGGUUUUAUAUUGAGAGGAUCACCUUCUUGAAGGACAACUCAACGGUGGAGCUGUUCUUCUUGAAUGCUAAAUCUUCAGUGUUUAAUGAGACCAUCGAGGUGGAAAGUGAAAAUGUUUUCAAACUAGCCGGAUUCGCAUUGCAGGAGGCCAAAGGGGAUUACAUCAGUGCGGAGACUGCAAGAUCAGACCUUAAACUGCUCCCAGUUUUGCCCACCAGAGUUUUAAGGGAGCAUCCGUCUCUAAAUUACUGUGAGGACAAAGUGAUUGACCAUUACAAGCAACUGAAGGGGCUGACCAGAGGAAAGGCCAUUGUGCAAUAUCUGGCCCUGGUGGAAUCCUUGCCCACAUAUGGAGUCCAUUAUUACCAAGUGAAGGACAAGCAAGGACUACCGUGGUGGCUUGGAGUCAGCUACAAAGGCAUUGGGCAAUAUGAUUUACAGGAUAAACUGAAACCAAGAAAAUUGUUUCAGUGGAAGCAGUUGGAGAAUUUGUAUUUCCGUGAGAAGAAAUUUGCUGUGGAAGUGAAUGACCCACACAGUAAUACAGUGACCAAGCGGACUUUCGGACAAACUGCUGUUAUUCACACAUGGUAUGCAAGCCACUCACUGAUUAAAACCAUCUGGGUGAUGGCCAUCAGUCAGCACCAAUUCUACCUGGACAGGAAGCAAAGCAAAUCAAAGAUGACCACAACCAGGAGUUCAGUCGACAUUGCCAUGGACCUCACAGAGAUCUCCGCCCCCCGGAUCAGCAAACUUUCCAACAUGGAGAGCAAAGAUCAGCUUAUCAUGGCCAGCAGUGGCAGCCUCAUCUCAGCCGAUUCUGCAGAACUUGAAGUCAGUGAAGAACAGAAGAAGGAGAAAAUUGCAGAGCUGAAAAAGAGAGAAAAGAACCUUCAAGACACACUGACACAGAAACUGGAGGAACUGAAGAAGAUCUGCAUGAGAGAAGCUGAACUUACAGGCAAACUGCCUAAAGAGUAUCCCUUGGCAUCGGGUGAGAAAGCUCCACAUAUAAGACGUCGUAUGGGGACAGCCUUCAAACUGGAUGAACUUUUCCCUUAUGAUGAGGACCCAUAUCUAAGGAAUCUGGAGAGUAGAUUCGCUCUGCAGCAGAAAAUCGUGGAGGCAGCACUUAAGUUAUCCAACGAAGGUGACCUCUGUAAGACGGUGAAGAGAAAGAGGAAAAAUAACUGUCUUGACGCGAUGAGGAAGCUGGAGGAGAUCGAGAAGGAGAUUAACAGCUACAGGAUCAGGAUAGGACAGAAACCAACCCAGAGAGCCUCGCUGAUUUUAGCAGAUGAUGUCAACCCUUCAGAUCUCAGCUCACUAUCAGACAGCCUCACUAUGGAUGAAGAUGAUGAUCUAGUUUCGCAGAGGCAGCGGUCCAGAUCGGUUCAGUAUUCCCCAAGACCACACCAUGCAGAAACUCUGAACAUCCACUAUAACAGUGACACAAGGCCCUCUGCUAAUGACCAGCAUGCAGACAGCAGAUUAUAUUACAACCAAGUCCAGGAACCGCUACACCCCAGUCACCGGGAUGCCUUAUCCACCCACACCAGCCUGUUUAAGGUGGCUUCCAGGCAGCCACGUGACGCCCGCAGCAUGCCCCCUACCCCCAUCCUCACCCGCAACGCCUACAGCAGCAACCAGCUCAGAUCAGAGGAUGCCCCACAACAUUUUCGCCAGCGCAGUGGUAGCCUUGAAUCCCAGUCUCAGUUCAUGACAGAGCCAGAACCUCCAGCGCAACCGCCCACCUUCUUCCAAGCUCGACGCAGCAACAGCACCGAGGUCCUCGAUGAUGGCUCCUCCUACACAAGCCAGUCCAGUGUCGAAUACUCAAUCCCUGGCAACCAAACUCACAGACGACGAGCUCGUGGUCGACACAGAAAGGACCAGUAUGCCAAUACAGGCAGCAUGCCCAACCUGGCUCAGCCAGAGAACUCCUGCCACGCCUACCAGUCGCGGGCCCGACCCACCACGACAGCCUACUAUGUCACAGGCUACCCCGGCUAUGCAGAACCAGAGCCUUACUCCAAUGGUGUCUAUAUGUACGAGAAUGAGAUGGAGGGACACUAUAAUGUCAAUCCUUCCUACCACACAGCUUAUCACAGCUAUGCCACGCACAGUAACUAUGGUAGCGACGAAAUAGAUGGCUUGUCAGAGAAUUUAUACGCCACUCUGAGGCCACCUAGGAAUCGUCCAGUGCCCCGCAGGAACGAGCAGGCCGGCAAGAACAUCCAGAAGGCCAUGGUGGCUGAACAUUUAAGAGGCUGGUACCAACGGAACGCUGCACACAAGCAGACACCCUUCAACUAUGACUAUGACAGAGGCUCCCAGCAGAGCCUGGGAUAUCAGACCCUGCCUGCACCCUACAGCGUCAACACUAACAUCGCCUACUCAACAGUGUCCUCAGUGCCCUCCAGUGCAAACUGGCACAGCAACAUGAGUGUCAGUGGCAUGUCUGAGUAUGACAUGCCUGUGCAUGCACCGCAGUCCUACUCGUACAGUGCAGUACCCCACAGCCACUCCACCCACAACACAAGAUCCUACAUAGAUGUCAACCAAAUGGAAAGUAACCUGGAACCAGAGGACAAAAUUUAUUGGCACGAAGACUCAAAACCAGGAACAAUAGUGUAGCUGCCUAUCUGUCAUCGUGCUGUAUUUUUUUUACCUUGACAAGUCGUCAUCGUGCCUUAAACUGCACUUACUCGUUUUUGUGUUCAAGAGUAUCCAAAGAAUGAAGUAACUUAACCUCCAUGGAACUCGGCAUAUGAAGGAGACAAAGUACUCUCAUUUUCUUGAAUGAAAUUACCAAACAGUUUUAAAGCAUAACAAAACCCCACUGGAGUGUCGACAAGCCUGGAUUGUGUUUUUUUGGGGUUGAUGGUUCUUGUGCACUUAAACUAUACAAGGACACACUGCAAACUGUGAGGUGUCACCAAAGGGAAUGUGGACUAAACGCAGCAGUCUGUCUCUCUGGAGAUACUAACUCCCUAAACCAAGGACCAGGACUUUCUUUGAAAGAGGAUAUUGAGCCACAAUGAACAAGAAUGACUCGUACUGCUCUGCCACUUACACCAAUGUAUGAACAUAGUGCUAUUGAAUGUGCAAAGAUUUAUACUUAAUUUAAAUGAAGGAUUAAACUCAUUCAAAGAUGAGUUGGAAAAAAAGUGCUAUGACCGCCUGCAGUCACAUGAUCAAGUUUCAUCAUAACAUUGUUUGUAGCUACCACUGUGAUUCCUGUGUUGGUCAUUUAUUAAGUAUUCAACCUGUCUCACUGUCAGUACUUACAUUUGAGCCAAAUACUUCUGCCACACCAUUUCCAUUUGAGCAUUUCCUGAACUUAGUGCAGGAAUUAAUCUUUUUAACAUGGUUAUUUCAUCCAUGCUGGAAAUCAUGGACUGGUGCUCUGAAUUUCUCUCAAGAGAAUGAAGCUGUAUGUAAAUGAUGCUGUUGUAAAUACUCCACUUUUGUCUUUUUAUAGAGCAUUUGUUUGUAUUUUAAAAGCAUGUAAUAUAUAGUUAACAAUUGUUGUUGAGCUGGUUCUUAGUCAUUUGUAUAAUUGAAUUAGUUUGAAAUAAAAAAGAAAUUAACAAUUGA
Messenger RNA from Notolabrus celidotus (New Zealand spotty), 4073 nucleotides. It is a transcript of the gene frmd4ba, whose product is annotated as FERM domain containing 4Ba. NCBI's taxonomy places the organism in Eukaryota, Metazoa, Chordata, Actinopteri, Labriformes, Labridae. Gene Ontology annotation, biological process: establishment of epithelial cell polarity. Gene Ontology annotation, cellular component: cytoskeleton; bicellular tight junction; adherens junction. The record is from RefSeq and is a predicted model, not a curated record.